Portunus trituberculatus (swimming crab) is the source of this 4574-nucleotide messenger RNA. RefSeq names its product solute carrier family 12 member 8-like. Bases 1680 to 3701 code for a protein of 673 amino acids. NCBI's taxonomy places the organism in Eukaryota, Metazoa, Arthropoda, Malacostraca, Decapoda, Portunidae. The record is from RefSeq and is a predicted model, not a curated record. The transcript has 15 exons. Gene Ontology annotation, molecular function: potassium:chloride symporter activity. Gene Ontology annotation, cellular component: membrane. Gene Ontology annotation, biological process: chloride transmembrane transport; chloride ion homeostasis; cell volume homeostasis.
ACCCCACCCACCUCAGUGAUCCCCAGUGAGUGCGAGGGAAAGCAUCCUCCGCCCGAAGUCCUGUUUCCUCCCUCCACCCCUCCGUCAAAUUCCACUUGAGGACGAGAGUGCGAGGAAGGAAGAGCACGCCACUGCCUGCGUCGCAAUCAAGGGGCUACAGAAGUUUCGUGCCUGUGUCAUCUAUCCUGCAGUUGUUAGAGUACUGGAAUCGUAUCGCCGAGCCACUUACCGUCGAGCAAGUGGCGGGAGUAAGUCGCCUCAACCUCGACCAAAGUGACAGCAAGAUUGAAGGAAGAUUAAAUGACAGGAAGGAAAAGUUACUAGAGACGAGAAGACUGAGAGGCGACUGGCAAAGAAGGUCAGAGGAGGCCGCUGCGGAGGCUGGUAACCAAACACACGACCUCUUGGAAUGUCAUCUCAGGAGCCGAAUUGGACACCGAGAGCAGAGUGAAGCACAGCAGGAUCUGGAGGACAGAGAGACUGCAGCAGCAACAGCAGCAGCAGCAGUAGCGUCCGCCGCCAGAAUAACAAGUAAUAUAUGGAAAAGAGAGAGGCCAGAAAACAAGCUGUUUGAAGUGACUUACCGAGGUUCCCAGGCUGUCCUUCUGGUGAGCUGGAGGGAUCUCACUAUCAGACGAGGGAAACGUCUCGCUCCGGCCCUGACCAUGGAAGGGGAAGUUUUAGCCGGCAAGUCCUCAGGGACUCUCCUUCGUGUUUGCUGCUUAAAGGAACACAACUUAUAAUAACAGAGUGUAAGUAACUCAGAAUAUUAUUGUGAUUGAUAGACGCACUUUUGGAUGAUUCAAAACAACGAUACCAAAGAUUUUCUUUAGUCUGACGAAAGAGAAGCACGAAGUAGCGAUAUCAUAAAUCGUCUCUGAAAAGUGGAAGUUUCUUUAACUUUGUGAGCGUCCUGUGAAUCAUUGAUCGGGGCAACUGACUGUGACACAAACAGGUGAACAAAACUCUGACGAAAUACAUUCAGAGCAGCCGCUGUGUGUCGCGAGAAAGGUCACCCUCCCCGAGCCAGUUUUCCUCAUUUUAAUAAGCAACAGUGGUACGCCGCCAACAUCUCUAGUCCUCCUUUCCUCCUACAUUUCCGCAUUCUCAAGCCUCGCGUUCCCCUCCCCGGCAGCGUUUAUAGGUCCGUGUGUCGUCCUGCCCCCUCCCUGCCACACGGGAGAGUCUGAGUGCCGCGCGUCCCUGAGUACAAAGAGGCAAAGCAUGUCUCACUGGAGCAAAAUUACAACUUAAGUUUUCCCCCUAACUACUAAAGAAAACUAGGAAAGUAAAGUUUCAGCAAUUACAAGGUGAAGUUACUGACGUCGCCCGCUAUACGAAUAUCAACAACAAUCAAGACAACUGACAAAAUACAAACGCGACACCGCAGUUCUCCUCGGACAUUAGGUCAGGAGCGAUACGGGAGAGUGAGUGCGAGAGAUAGAGAAAAGAGAGAGGGUGAGAGAGAGAAAGAAGAAAACAAAAAACCGAAAAGUUGCAUAGAGUCCUCUCUUCGUGGACGUUCCCCCUCAACUUAUACUGUAGUCCUCAAAAGUUCACUUUCACCUGAAUUCACCUCAGCUACAGACCCUCCCUUUCCUAUCCUUCCUAUCCCUUCCCUUCCCUUCCCUUUCUGCCUCGCCCAGCUCCACCGUGUCCGCCUCUCGCCCCCACCCACCAUGGCGAGCAAGCGAGUGGACUGGGGCCGCUUUGGUCUGGCUUCCGACGCUGAACGGGAGGCUUCCGAGACCACCCGCCUGAAGGACCCAGCGCUGGAGGAAGGGUACUAUGGAGGACAAGACGCCGAGCUGUUUGCUGAGGAAAAGGGUGACGUGCCGUGGUGGAAAAGCACUUUCUUCGUCAGUGAGCGAGUGCUUUUCGGGACGUGGGAUGGCGUGUUUACCUCGUGCUUCGUCAAUUUGUUGGGUGUGAUCGUCUUCCUGCGCGCCGGCUGGGUAGUGGGCGAGGCGGGCGUCCCUCUGGCAGCCCUCGCCAUCCUCGUCUCAGUGGUGGUGGUGCUGACGUCCGUGGUGUCAGCGGUCGGGAUCUGCGAGAGGACGAGGAUGGAGAGUGGCGGCAUCUACUUCCUCAUCUCUCACGUGCUUGGGUCGCAGGUGGGCGGAUCCGUGGGACUCGUGUACUGCUUCGGACAGACUGUGGGCAUCUCCCUCUGCGUGACUGGCUUCGGGGAGUCUAUGGCUAAGCUGCUGGACCUUCGCUGGAUGUGGGCGGAGGAGGCCAUGGGCGCGGCGGCUCUCCUCCUGCUGGCGCUGAUUAACGUGGCGGGCGUCAAGUGGGUAGUAAAAGUGCAGUUCCUCCUCCUCCUGCUGGUGCUCCUGGCGGUCAUAGACUUCCUGGUGGGGAGUUUCCUUAAGCAUCCAGAAGAAGCUGGAGUGACGGGCUGGUCUGCGGUGACCUGGGCCAACAACACCAGGCCGGGCUACACGGAAGACAACAGCUGGUUCACGGUACUAGGCGUAUUCUUCCCCACAGUGACGGGCAUCAUGGCGGGCAUCAACAUGAGUGGCGACCUACGGCACCCCGCGAGGGACAUUCCUGUCGGGACACUCUCCGCUCUCAGCCUCAGCACGGUGUUGUACCUGAUGUUCGCAGUGGUGCUUGGCGCCACCGUGGAGCGCAAGGUGCUGCUCACAGACUACAUGAUCACCGAGAAGGUCUCAGCGCUGGGCGUGUUGCUGCUGAUCGGCCUGUACACCACCACCCUCUCCUCAACCCUCGCCUCCCUGUACGGCUCCCCUCGCGUCCUCCAGUCCAUCGCCGGGGAGAAAGUGGUGCCCUUCCUCUCCCCGUUGGCCAAAGGGAAGGGACCCAACAAAGUGCCGGUCAUCUCCCUGGUGGUGACGGUAGUGGUGACGUUGGUGUUCCUGAUGAUAGGCCGCAUCAACACCUUGGCGCCCAUCGUGACCAUGCCCUUCCUCGCCACCUACGCCACCAUUGACUACGCCUACUUCGCCCUUGCCAUGACAGCCGACAUGCAGAGGAAGAGGGAGGCUAGGUUCAGGGGCCAGGCUUUCGGAACGCCAACCUUCGACUCGCGGGGGACUGGCGGCAACACGGACCUGGACCACCUCUUCCCCGAGAGAAUCACUCACAAGAAGGUCAUCACGACGGCGGCCAGCUCGGGCACCUCUAGCGUGGUGUCUUCCCCUGAUGAUCACUCCAGCAUCAAGUCUGACGAAGACCACCUUGGCAAGGAGGAAGGUGGCGUAAGCAGCAGUGUGACCAGUGAGGGAGGAGCACCGUCCCCCGGCGGCGUUGGGGGAGUGAUGGGCAUCUCCAGCAAACCAACACAGUGGUACUACCACCUGUGUAACCGAUGGCUGUCCCUUAUUGGCGUAGGUGUGAAGUUGGCCAUGAUGCUGUGUGUGCACUGGGCGUACGGCCUGGCCACGCUGCUCUUCAUGCUGCUGAUCUACGUGUACAUCGGUCAGGCAGCGCCUGGGGGACCUCCUGGCAUCGCGACUGAAUUCGUCUUCCUCUUGUGGAUCAAGAACAAAUUUCUCGCCUGCGUCGGGCAGCGGCCGUCGGAAUAUGACCAGGUGGUGGUGACGCCGCUGCACCCCGGCGUGGAAGUCACGGCCAACCAGCUCACUGAGGAGAACGAGGAUUUCGCUGCAAGGUCCCGUUACCAUCAAUCAGCUCCGGGUGGAGCGCUUCCGGAUAUGCCUAAGCCUGAGUGAAGCCCUGACCCGCCUCACACUACCUCGCCUCACCUGUAGGCCAGCAGAUGCACCUGGUCAGCUUAAUUACAGACGCCCGUAUCACCGAGCGUUGAACUUCAUUACUGACAUCACAAAAACCCUUUUGAUGGGAGGAAGGAUGUCACAAAAAACAUCAUCGUCGCCUGUAUUCUGCUUCCUUCAGCAACAAUCCCGGUGAUAUAAACAUACACGAAACCACGAAUCACUAACUAGUAACGAACCAUGCCACGCCUCCCUUACGCUGUUCAAGUCUCAUAGAAGGAAGGCUACUUAGUACGUCGUCCACGGCGCCAGAACAGCGUCCCUUUGCUAUUAUAGUGUGUGUGUAUAAUUCUUAUCAUCGACGAGAGCGAGCCUAGUCCAUCGAAUCCGUAGAGGUAGACGGUAAUUUAUUUCAAACAAUAGAGACUCACAUCCCCUCUCCCCACCCCUUUAAUCAUUGAUCCACUCUUUACCGUCUGAUUCCCAUACUCCAAACACUAAUUCUGUAAUGCAGAGUUAUAUUCAGUCUCAUUCGUACAUCCAUUCUUACCAAGGUUCCCUCACUUGCUCAUAUUCUGACAUAAGCUGAGUGUGUCAAUUGUCUCUGAAGCCAACAUGUGAAGCCAUCCGAGGUUAGAAGAGCGAGGAACCAAAAGAGUGAGGAAGGUUUGUGCGAGUAAUUAACUUGUAUAGGAAGGACAAGAAAAGAAACAAAAAUCACGGGGUGUGCGACUGUAAAGUGUAGUACAUUAUCAUUAUUUUCUUCACUGUAUUCACUUCGUAUGUUCGAUAACAACAAUAACAACAACAUCAACAACAGCAGCAGCAGCAGCAGCAGCAGCAGCAGCAGCAGCAGCAGCAACAACAACA